UUCCAAUACAUGUACUGUUAGUGCUGUUAAAGUGACGGAUACUCUCACUCCAAGCAAAGCCAUUCAACACUCUUGUCUUUGACUGACCAUUCAUUGUCUCCUAUUUGCCAUCGAUUGUCAACCAAAAGCCGUCGCUUUCACUUUGCGUCCAAAUCUUGUCGACUAUUCUUUGAAUCAAAUAAAGUAAUCGUAGUUUUAAGCCAUCGUUACGUUAACACAAUGAGAGGCGGAUCCACUAAAGCCGAGUUCAUUCGCUUGCCAUCGACGGUCACUCCAGUCAAUUACGAUAUCACUCUUCGGCCGAACCUCAAGAGUUUUACGUUCAGCGGUUCGCAAGCCGUGCGGGUUGUGGUCAACGAGAAGACCAAACAGAUUGUGCUCAACACUAACGAGAUUGACAUUAGUGUCGCCUCUUAUACGCCAGAAAAUGGCAAAACGUUGAGUUCCGAAAAGAUUGAAAACAACGCCGAAACCGAAGUGACGUCCAUUGAGUUCGCGGAGACGUUGAUCGCCGGACCGGGAGUUUUGAAACUCGAGUUCACGGGUACUCUGAACGACAAACUUAAGGGUUUCUAUCGAAGCAAAUACAUGAGUCCCGACGGACAGGAGGAACGGUAUGCGGCGGUCACUCAGUUCGAGGCGACCGACGCUCGCCGUGCGUUCCCGUGUUGGGACGAACCGGCGCUGAAGGCAACGUUUGACAUCACACUCGUUGUGCCCACCAAUCGGGUGGCGCUUUCAAACAUGAACGUCACGUCUGAGUCGGUGCUCAAAGACGACCCGUCGCUCAAAGAAGUGAAGUACGCGACCACUCCUGUGAUGUCCACAUAUUUGGUGGCAUUCGUUGUGGGAGAGUAUGACUACGUCGAGGGCAAGUCGGAGGACGGGGUAGACGUCCGGGUCUACACACCGCUGGGGAAGAAAGAUCAGGGAUUGUUUGCGCUCGAAGUGGCCGUCAAAACGCUGCCCUAUUAUAAAGACUACUUCAAUAUCCCGUAUCCGUUACCCAAAAUGGAUUUAAUAGCUUUGGCUGACUUCGCGUCCGGCGCUAUGGAAAACUGGGGUUUAGUCACCUAUAGAGAGACCUGUCUUCUAGUGGAUCCGCAAAAUACCUCAACGCGAACCAAACAAUACGUGGCACUAGUAGUUGCUCACGAGUUGGCCCAUCAAUGGUUUGGCAAUUUAGUGACAAUGGAGUGGUGGACUCAUCUGUGGUUGAAUGAAGGAUUUGCUUCAUUUGUCGAAUACCUUUGUGUCGACCAUCUGUUUAGUGAAUACCAUAUAUGGACUCAAUUUGUUUCCGACACAUUCACACCGGCCCUCGAAUUGGACGCACUCCACAACUCACACCCCAUUGAAGUACCCGUCGGUCACCCGUCAGAGAUUGACGAGAUAUUUGAUAAUAUAUCCUAUAAUAAAGGGUCGGCAGUCAUACGAAUGCUUCAUCGCUUUAUUGGUGACGAACUCUUCCGCAAAGGAAUGCAUUCAUAUUUGUCGAAACACUCGUAUAAAAAUACGUUAACCGAAGAUCUGUGGGCAUCACUACAAGAGGCCAGUAAUAAACCGGUUAGAGAUGUGAUGACCACAUGGACUAAACAGAAGGGAUAUCCCGUUAUAUCGGUGACAUCACGUCGUGAUGGAAAUUCACUGAUACUAACCUUAACUCAAAAUAAAUUCUGUGCCGACGGAAAAUUGCCCGCAUCUGAAGCGAACACCCUUUGGAUGAUUCCUAUAUCUGUGACCCGAGCUUCAGAUCCGACCAAAAUUGCGGUCGAAGUUCUAAUGGACACAAAGACUAUUGAUAUCGAGAUUCCGGACGUAUCGGCCAACGAAUGGAUCAAAUUGAACCCAAACUGUGUCGGCGUAUAUCGUGUCCACUAUUCCCAAGAGUUAUUGAACCUGUUGUUGCCGGCCGUCGCCAACAAAACACUUCCCCCAUUGGAUCGAUUGGGUCUUCAAAACGAUUUGUUCGCUUUGGUUAAGUCCGGACAGACAUCGACUGUUGAUAUUCUCAAACUGAUGGACUCGUUCGCCAAUGAAGAUGAUUAUACAGUUUACGAAGAUCUGUGGGCAUCACUACAAGAGGCCAGUAAUAAACCGGUUAGAGAUGUGAUGACCACAUGGACUAAACAGAAGGGAUAUCCCGUUAUAUCGGUGACAUCACGUCGUGAUGGAAAUUCACUGAUACUAACCUUAACUCAAAAUAAAUUCUGCGCCGACGGAAAACUGCCCGCAUCUGAAGCGAACACCCUUUGGAUGAUUCCUAUAUCUGUGACCCGAGCAUCAGAUCCGACCAAAAUUGCGGUCGAAGUUCUAAUGGACACAAAGACUAUUGAUAUCGAGAUUCCGAACGUUUCGGCCAACGAAUGGAUCAAAUUGAACCCAAACUGUGUCGGCGUAUAUCGUGUCCACUAUUCCCAAGAGUUGUUGAACCUGUUGUUGCCGGCCGUCGCCAACAAAACUCUUCCCCCAUUGGAUCGAUUGGGUCUUCAAAACGAUUUGUUCGCUUUGGUUAAGUCCGGACAGACAUCGACUGUUGAUAUUCUCAAACUGAUGGACUCGUUCGCCAAUGAAGAUGAUUAUACAGUUUGGACGUCAAUCAUCGACUGUCUCGGGCGACUCAAUCAACUCCUCUCUCACACCGAUGUGGAGACCAUUUUCCACGAGUUUGGCCGUCAAUUGUUGUCGAAGACAUAUUCAAGACUUGGAUGGGAACCGAUCAAAGGCGAGACCCAUAUGGACACAUUGCUCAGGAGUUUAGUGAUCACUCGUUUGGCUUCAUUCGAAGACCCGAUUGUGUUAUCUGAGGCCAAAAAGAUGUUUGACUCGCACUGCGGCGGCACUUAUACCAUAGCCGCUGAUAUCCGGGGAUCCGUUUAUCGUGCGGUUGCUCUCGACUGCAAUGAUAAAUCAUUUGAGACAUUAUUUAAGCUGUAUCGCGAGGCAGAGCUCCACGAAGAGAAGGAUCGGGUGUCCCGAGCGUUGGGAGCCGUCAAAGACGCCAAUCGUAUCGCUAAAGUACUUGACUUCGCGCUAUCCAGUGAAGUCCGAAAUCAGGACUCAGUGUUUGUGAUAAUAUCAGUGGCGCUCACGAAGAAUGGUCGGGACAUCGCGUGGGAGUUCUUCAAGAAGAACAAGGAUGAGCUCAGACGUCGAUACGAAGGCGGGUUUAUGGUCACAGCACUCGUCAAGCACAUCUCUCAGAACUUUGUUACGGAAGAAAGACUACAAGAAGUGGAGACAUUUUUCACCCAAAAUCCAUUCCCGGGAAGCGAACGCACUGUUCAACAAUCUCUGGAAACGAUUCGUCUCAACAUUGAUUGGUUGGCUCGCGAUCUGCCAUCCAUUCAAUCGUAUUUAACAAAACGCUCGUAA
Molecule: messenger RNA, 3375 nt
Organism: Medioppia subpectinata
Lineage: Eukaryota; Metazoa; Arthropoda; Arachnida; Sarcoptiformes; Oppiidae
Source: the annotation of a GenBank genome assembly